CCUGCCCCCUGCCUGCCUCAGCUCCUUCUUCUGUCAGGCUUCAGCUCUCUAAGCGACAGCUUCUAAUUCUGGCUGCUGGUGCCUCUAUGCUCUGCAGCAAAGUCUCAGCUUUUUUCAGCUUUGCUAUUUCUUUUCUGUUCAGAACAUACUGAGCCCAUAGGAAAGGAAGUCAGUGCAGAGGCUCCAGGACCUGAGACCUGGCACCACAACCCAUCCCACUGUAGGCCUGGCUGGGUCAGCCAUGCCAUCUGGGGCCAAUGGAACAGGCUGUACCUUCCAGAGAGAACCAGCACAGGCAAGGUGAAACCCUAAAGUGGCCUUGCUGCAGCUCCUCCUCUUCCUGGGAUCUGUCUCCAUCCACCACAGGGAACUGAGGUAUAGAAGAACUGAGUUGGCUCAGGGAGGCUCAGGAAGGAGGGGCCUGGCUCUUUAGGACCCAGUGCACCUCCUUGGUGCAGGCUUUCUCCUGCUUCUCUUCUCCACUUGGGGGUGGGGGGGUACAUAGCCUGGCCUAUCACACCUAGAUUCCAGAGGUACCACUUCCCCUGACCGUGGAAGCAGACAGGAAGGAAAAAAGCCAUUUUCCUUAUACUGUUGAAAAGGGAAACUGAGUCCUAAAGAGGGGCGGGGGAGCCUUUCCUCUGCUGAGCAAAAUGGGAAAGCAUCCCUGCCUUACUGAGGCUGGAGAGUCUUGCUUGGUAUGGAGUGAGGGGAGUACUGGGCUUUAAGGGUUUCCAUGCAGUGCUUUUCCAUAUACUUGUUCCCUGCUCUGUUGUGGAGCAGGUAGGGCUGGUAUUAGCAUCCUUUUGCAAAUGAAAAUGUGAAGGCCUGGGGUCACCCUACUAGCACAUUCCUCUAGGCUGGAACUUAACUUUGUUAUCAAAUACUGUGCCCUUUCCAUAACAUCAUAAAAGAAAACUGGCAGACCCCUGGCCAAAGGCUUUUUUAAAAAAUGCACAAAGAGUAAGGGGUGCUUUUAGCAUGUGCAGAUAUACAUUACAUGCUCCCCACAUGGCAGAGUAGAGUAGAAAACCCCUACUACAGGGCAUGACUGGAGCACAAGGUGAGUGUCCAUGGAGCCUGGGACUGAAGAGAGGUUCAUGGGCCCAAUAUCUUCCUAGCAGCACCUGCUCUCCUCACCUCAUACCUUCCCAGCACACCUCCUGCACAGCAUCUUAACAUUGCUCUGCUUGGGCGGCCUUCAUUCUUCCCUGAAUCUCUUGUCUUUUAUGGGACAGGACAUCUUAAAGCAGCUCUCAACACUGCCCCCUAGAGGUGUUUUCCUGUUUCAGUGCCUUUGCCUCCACAGUCCCCUGUCAGAACUGUCUCCCUCAUUUCUUAGGAGCCAAGGACCAAUUCUGCUCCCUAUCUUCAGAAGACCCAAAGCUCUCCCCUCCCCACAACUCCAUCUUAUUCAACCCUCAGAUGAUAACAGGAGCUAGUUAUAUCCUGGCAUUGUCUUCCACUUUAGAGAGGAAGUCUCUUUCUUCCAGAACCUAGCUUUUUUUUACCUCUGUAUUUUUCACCGCUGGGAACACAAUGCCCUGCUCAUGAAGCCUCAGUAAAUUCAGUAAUUGAUGCCUGGUUCACUCUUACUUUGAAACUAUCCAUUCCAAGCCUACUCACCCUCUCCACACUUCCCAGCGCUCCGAGACACCCUAACUUCCCUCAACCUAUGCCUGUGGUGUUCCCUUCCCCGGGGCUGAGCAGUAGUGGGCAGAAUGAGUAGUGGGCAGUUUUUCCGCACAUCUAAUGGAAGAUAGAUCUCAUGAUCUCCUCUUUUCCUUAGAGGUCAGUUAGAGUCAGGGCCAGAGCCCUGUGCUUGUGUUUCUCGCUUUCUGCGGGUGGCAGCAGGUGCUGGAGGAGCUGGGAGGUAAUGCUGAGGAGUCCUAACGCGACUGCAACACUCUCGGGUCCUAGGGCUUCUGCCCUGGGACUCCACUGCCGCGGAGUCUACGCCCUGCCUGCUUCGCUGCAGCCACUGGGAGCUGGCACGCGAUAGCGUUUGUCAAGGUUGGAGACGUCUGAAAUUGGAGAGCGCGCCCCCCUCCCUGCUCCAAGUGAGCCUGUGCGGGAGGCACAAUUGUGUGUGACGGCGUGAUCCGCUGCACUUCGGGUGGCAGUUCCCAGCCACACUGAGCUCCCCCAUCCCCCGUCCGCAGCACAAGUGCCUCAUUUGCCUUUCGCCUUCACCCCCAGCUUGUGCAUGGUCUAGUUCUGCCCUGUUGUGGUACCGUUUCCUUUCACCCAGGACCGCUGGAGGCAGCUCUCAAUUUUCCCCGACGAGCCGCGGUCCCGACAGUUUCUAAGGAGCCUAGGGCACGGACUCCAGUGGAGGCGGAGGGCGGGGAGAGAAGACUGCAACUUUGGGAUUGGCCCGGCCGGGUGCAUGUGGCCCCCUGCGAACAGCCCCCGCCUUCGCCCCGCAACCACCGCUGCAUUCCCAGGGGAGCGCGGAGGAGGAGCCGCUCCCCAACUUUACGGCCCACAAAGGGGUGGGGGUCAGGGGCGGUCUCCCCAGCCCGAUCUGUCUCUGCCCUGACGGUGCAGCACGCUUCUUGGACAGCGAUUGCCAUGGAGAGCCCCGAGGCUAUAAAGCUAGGUAUCCAGGCGGCCGGCUGCUCCCGCGCCGUUGAACCCCCUAAGUAAGAAGCUAGCGCCCCGGCGUGGCCCGGCCCCCGCAAGAGGGGAGGAGGAGGAGGAACGGCGCCAGCAGCUUGAGGAGCGGCGCGCCCCGCCUGGGUUGGAGGCAGGCACGCACGGCGGGCGCCACCGUCUCAGCAGGGGAGCGGGGGCUGCCCGGUGUGCGGGUGAGUGGCGUGGCUCCAAGCCACAAGGGACCAAGGGGCGUCGGACACCGUAACAACGUCAGGAGACUCAGGAGGGUACCAAGCUUGGGCUUUUAUUUAGUGGUGGACCAGGAGAGGACCCCGGAGUAGCGAGCAACCCACACCUCCGGGGGGAAACCUGGAGAGGAAGCAGCGAGACGCCAGGCGUUUGGCUCAAGAGCUGCCCGAGCCGCUGAUAUAUCGGAAUAGGAACCUCGGGACCUCAGCCUCAGCAGCCCACGCGCGGAGGAAGCGGUACCGGAGCGCGGGCUGGGGCUGUAGCCCCGCGGGGAGCGGGAACAGGGGCGCCCCCGUGCGGACUUGCCGGGCCGCCCCGGCGCGGCUGUCGAGAUCAUGCUUAAGCCCAAGGACUUAUGUCCCCGAGCGGGUACGCGCACCUUCCUGGAGGCCAUGCAGGCGGGCAAAGUGCACUUGGCCCGUUUUGUGCUGGACGCACUGGACCGCAGCAUCAUCGACUGCCGCGCAGAACAGGGUCGCACGCCGCUUAUGGUGGCCGUGGGGCUGCCAGACCCCGCGAUGCGCGCGCGCUUCGUGCGACUACUGCUUGAGCAGGGUGCGGCGGUGAACCUGCGGGAUGAGCGCGGGCGCACGGCACUCAGCCUGGCAUGCGAGCGAGGCCACCUGGACGCCGUGCAGCUGCUGGUACAGUUCAGCGGCGACCCCGAGGCAGCCGACUCAGCAGGCAACAGCCCUGUGAUGUGGGCGGCGGCGUGCGGCCACGGGGCUGUGCUUGAGUUCCUGGUGCGCUCCUUCCGCCGCCUCGGCCUUCGCCUCGACCGCACCAAUCGUGCGGGCCUCACAGCCCUACAGCUGGCCGCAGCCCGUGGCCAUGGGACCUGUGUGCAGGCCCUCACCGGGCCCUGGGGCCGAGCCGCAGCCGCCGCAGCGGCCCGGGGCUCCAACUCCGACAGUCCCCCUGGCCGCCCGGCCCCCGAACCCAGCCCAGAGCGUCGACGACCCAGCCCCCGCCGCCUACCGCGGCCUUUACUGGCGCGCUUUGCGAGAGCGGCGGGCGGCCACGGCCACGGUCACGGCCACGGCCAUGGUGGUGAGGCUGGCUCAACAGGCAAGGGCUCGGGCCGGCACCGGGCACAGGGCAGCGAGCGGCCGGAGCUGGGCCGGAGCAUGAGCCUGGCCCUGGGUGCCAUGACCGAGGAGGAGGCAGCACGUCUACGGGCGGGGGCCCUGAUGGCCCUACCAAACUCACCCCAGUCUUCGGGGGCUGGGCGGUGGCGCUCACAUGAGGUGCUGGAGGGAGCGCCCCCAACCUUAGUGCAAGCCCCCAUUGGCCUUAGUCCCCACCCGGAGGGCGGCACCGGCUCUGGCCGCUUGGGUUUGCGCCGACGUUCCACAGCUCCAGACAUCCCCAGCCUGGUCGGGGAGGCUUCAGGGCCUGAUAGUGGUCCGGAGUUAGAGGCCAACGCUCUGCCCCACUCGGUGCCUGGGCCGAAGCCUUGGCAAGGGGGCUCAGAGGCUGUGGUGGUGCAGGCUCAGCGAUAAAGGUGAAGGACUAAGCCCUGCUCCCCUAAUCUCUUGUCUGCUCCACUGGGAUUUCUCCCUUUUAUCCAGGUCCCUUACUUUCCAGCAGCCUGUUCCUGGAGUCCCUCCCCAUCUGAAAACCUGUCCCACUGCCAAGGCAAGACUUUCAUCAGAAGAAAGGGACCCCUCGUUUGUGCUCUUUGGUAUUCCUUGUGUAGAUCUCUCACCUUUCCUACUACCUGCCUUUUCUAUUAUCAGAAGGUGAGAUAUGGAAGACUGGUUCAUAGCUUCAGUCUUCCUCCAGGAAGGUGGACCCUCACUCUAACCCCAAAGACUCAGUCUGCCUAGGUUUCUGCCGGGUCCCUUUCCCCUGGUGAGUUUCUCAAUACCCUGGUAACCAGGCACAUGUCAAAACUGGCUUUGGAGAACCAAGGCCUAGCCCUCUUUGCCUACUGAUGCUGAGGAUAAUGUGCAAGCCCCCAGAGUCUUUAUGGACACAAGGCUGAUUAGGAAGAAAUCUGGCUCUUUAAGGUUUUCUGGGAUAGAAAUUCCUGCAUCUUUACAAAGCAGUUUUGUUUGUUUGUUUGUUUUUGUUUUUUUAAGGGGAGACAAGAGCACCUCUGAUAUUGGUCACCACUUGUCCCCUGAGCCAGUUUCUAGGUAACAAACUCCCUCUGCCUCUGUCCCAGGCAGACCUGGGAUUCAACUUCUUUCACGUUAUAGGGUAACUGUCCCCCCCCCCAAAAAAAAAAAUCCUACCCAGCUCAACUCUGCCUUCUUGGCUCCAGAUGCAUUUAAAUUUCAUCUUUGAGGUUCAAGCCCUGUCCAGGUCCAAGGUCCUGGCCCACCCUUAUAUCCAUUCACUCGAAAUGGAAAGGACUUAGCACUUCCCCGCCCCCACCGCUUUCCAGUUCCCUGCGAUCAGCACGUGGGUGCUCCGGCAGGGUAGAACGGUUGCGAAGGCUUUGCUUAAUUGCAUUUUUUCCAACCCUCAAAGAACUCUUGUUUUGAGUCUUUGUAUAUGAAGCAUAAAGCAGCAGGUCUGAUCCGAGACUUAAGAACCUGACAAUAUCUCUUUAAAUAGAAGCUCCGCGAGGGGGAUAAUUGACUGAAGUGUUUGCGACGUUAAACGGCUGCGCGCGGGAGUCGGGAGCCCACACGAGCCGCAGGUCCGGGUUUAAAUUACACCAAACUCGGGGGAGAGCUGGAAGGAGCCUGUUAAACAUCUCCUGCUUCUCGCUGGGCUGUUAAUGGAGGGCAGGGCCGAUGACGGAUGGUAGAAGUCGAGACCAAGGACCCCUGCCUUUGCCCCGCCGCGUGGGAUGCAGGCCCGGCGCAGCUUCCAGCUUUUAUUACUGGGCAGAUUAGUGAGUCAGAGGCCACCGCGGAGACAUGGUUAAGGGCCCUUUCCUGGUCUGGUCCUUUGUCCCCUCCCUCCCUGCCUCCGUCCUCCUACUCUUUGUACCCGCCUAGCCAGGGGCUGGAGGAGGGGGUCAGGGAAAUCGCUGGGCCCUACAGCACACUGUGGAAGCGUCAGCAAAGGUGUCAGUGCGCCCAGUCUGCGGGGGGGCUCAGGUGGGGCUCUUUUUGUGAACCCCCAUGGCUGAGCUUGAGGCCCUUCACCUGUCUACGAUGGGGUCUUUUCAAGAUGUCUUUGUGGAACAGAAGGUUUCUCACCAAUAACUCCAAACGAACCGGUCAAAGGGAUAAUGACGCUGAAAAACUGGGUCUGGGAUUGAGGGGUGGAAAGGGAGUCAGGUGGGGCCUUGUGCAGGUGUCAUCGCUAAUCCUUACACCUACCCCACUCGCCAGGCUUCUCCGAGGCCGCGCGAGCCCAUACACUGGACGUGAUUCCCUGUGCCCCCUGGUGGCAGAUCUGCCUCGCUGCGUCCUGGCUCGGGGCUCAGCCUUCUGAUUUUAUUUGGGAUCAUCACCGCUGUGUACUUUUCCCUCGGUGGGCAUUCACCCGUGGAAUCCUUUUCCUCUUGUAGAAAUUAAAUCCGGAUACUUGAAGUCACUUCACUGGGACAACGCGGAAAACACUCACACUGUAGCAUGCGCCAGACCCUUCACUAAGACCCCCAAGUUAAUCCUCCAAGUUAAGGCUUCCAGUCUUAAGAGCUCCUGUUCUCUUCCCCCCAAAACUGGAGCUACCGACCUUUCCCUUAUGGUUUCUGAAUCUUGGGACAUGCCAAUUAUGCACUGUUUUCCUAUGAUAUGCCUCUUCUCAGUCCUCUAGUCUGGGUGGUGAGUGAACAAAUCAGAGUGUCCAAAAAGCCUGAGAGAGUGAGUCAUGGGUGGGAUGGGGGAUAAUUGGACACCCAAGUGCAAACUGCUUCUUUGUGGAUCUUUGCUUGCUCAACUUAUGCCCUUUUCAACUGUGUUAAUUAAUGAAGUUUUCAGUGGUGUAAGAAUACAAGUAUUUUGACUUAAAAACAGCAAGAGGCCUGGGUCACACAUUGUAUCAGAGGUACUAUCAUCUUUUCAGUGCUGCUGACGUGUGAGUUUCUGGGUGAAUGUCACCUCAGGCCCUCUUUAUUGGGUAAACAGCCAUGAGGGUUUCACUCUAUGGAGUGGCCAAGAGCUUAGUGGUGAAAAUGAUGUUUCUAAAUAGCCACAGCAGAUCCUCCCUGUCUGAACUGUGUCUGCCUGCCUUGCUGUCCUUGCAAACUCCUUUCUAGGUCCGUCUCUGUGCAGAAUUUCCAUGUCUCACCACACUUAGCUCCCUCAACGUCCUCUCAUUGUCAGCCUGGAACCAUUGAGGUUGGGGUCCUCUCUAGCUCACUCCACUGUAGAAGAGACUUUGCUAAAUAUUUUGCUUUUCCUGUUCUUGUUGCUUUCAUCUUUGUGAAGAUGAAAGGCCACUAGAAUUCAGUACUGAUUUGUGUGGGAGACUAAAGGACGUUUGCACACCUUUCUGGAGUGAACUGUGUGGCAAAAAGACUAGUGGAAUUCAAAAGAAUAGUUAAUAAACCCAGUGUUAUUCCAUUGUGAAA
Messenger RNA from Marmota monax (woodchuck), 7324 nucleotides. It is a transcript of the gene Ankrd63, whose product is annotated as ankyrin repeat domain 63. Bases 3183 to 4349 code for a protein of 388 amino acids. The record is from RefSeq and is a predicted model, not a curated record. Lineage: Eukaryota; Metazoa; Chordata; Mammalia; Rodentia; Sciuridae. The transcript has a single exon. Gene Ontology annotation, molecular function: protein binding.